This is a messenger RNA of Rosa chinensis, 1857 nucleotides long. RefSeq names its product pectinesterase. The record is from RefSeq and is a predicted model, not a curated record. Lineage: Eukaryota; Viridiplantae; Streptophyta; Magnoliopsida; Rosales; Rosaceae. Gene Ontology annotation, biological process: cell wall modification. Bases 1 to 1857 code for a protein of 618 amino acids. The transcript is spliced from 2 exons. Gene Ontology annotation, molecular function: pectinesterase activity; pectinesterase inhibitor activity.
AUGGAAAAGAAGGGAAAGGCAAUAGUAGGUGGAAUUUCAAUCAUCCUUGUGGUUGGAGCAGUAGUUGGUUGUGUAGCUGUUGUUUCACAUAAUCGCAGCAAAGGCAAGGAUAGGCUUUCGACGAGUUCCAAGGCCGUCAAUGCAAUGUGUGAACCAACUGAUUACAAGGAAGAAUGCAUUGACAGCCUGGCUGACGCUGCCAAGAAUCAAAGCGCCACCCCAAAAGAACUUAUCCGAGCUGCCAUUGAUUACACAAUCGAUAAGGUGAAAGCGGCAAUAGAGAAAUCAGAUAGCAUUAUCAAAGAAGCUAAAAAUGUCAGUUCCACUGGGAAAAUGGCCUUCAAGGAUUGCAAUGACUUGUUGGAAUCUUCAAUCGAAAGUCUUCAAUAUUCGCUUUUGACACUCGUUGAUACUGAAAUGCAAAACAUGAAUAAUAAAGAGGCUGAUCUUAAGAACUGGUUCAGUGCUGCGAUAUCAUUUCAGGAAUCAUGCAUUGAUGGGAUUCCAUACGAAGACCUUAAGAACCAAAUGAACGAGGCAAUGCUCCAUGCUUCACAACUGACCAGCAACGCCUUAGCAAUUGUGUCUUCCCUUGCUCCCAUCCUAGGCAAAUUCAAUAUCUCCAUGAAAACUGACAGUAAAAGUUCAACCAGUCGUCGUCUCCUGGAUGUAGAAAUGGAAACGGAUGAACAUGGCACUUUUCCAGCAUGGUUCCCAGCUGCAGAUAGGAAGCUAUUUGCACACCACAACGAGAACAAUAACAAUAGCAGCAACAACGACGUCGUCGACAACGACGACGACAACAACAACAACAACAACAACAACAACGGGAGAGUCGACAACGACGACAACAACAACAACGGGAGAGUCGACAACGUCGACAACAACAACAACAACGGGAGAGUUACACCCAACGCAGUAGUGGCAAAAGAUGGGAGUGGACAAUACAAAACAAUUGGUGAAGCUCUUGCUGCGUACCCAAAGGGAUUCCAGGGAAGAUAUGUUAUAUAUGUGAAAGCUGGGAUUUACAAUGAGUAUGUUACUGUGGCCAAGAAUCAGGUCAAUGUGUACAUGUAUGGAGAUGGACCCCGGAGGACCAUGAUCACAGGCAGUAAAAGCUUUGCUGAUGGCAUCACCACCCAGGACACUGCCACAUUCAUCGUAAUGGGGAAUGGGUUCAUUGGUAGAGCAAUGGGAUUUCAGAACACAGCCGGCCCCGAAAAGCAUCAGGCAGUGGCACUCCGAGUCCAGUCGGAAAUGUCAGCCUUCUUCAACUGCAGAAUGGACGCCUACCAAGACACAUUGUACGUGCAAGCAUAUCGCCAAUUUUAUCGCAACUGUGUCAUAUCCGGUACCGUUGACUUCAUUUUUGGUGACUCAUCAACAGUCAUCCAGAAUAGUUUACUCAUUGUGAGGAAGCCUAUGGACGGCCAAAAGAACAUUGUGACUGCUCAUGGAAGAAAAGAUAAGCGGGAAACCACCGGUCUGGUUAUCCAGAACUGCAGGAUAGUCCCAGAACAGGCUUUGUUCCCAAUGAGAUUCCAGAUUCAGUCAUACUUGGGGCGGCCGUGGAAGAUGUACUCGAGAACAGUUAUCAUGGAGUCCGAAUUUGGGGACUUUAUCCAACCAGCCGGUUGGCUAGAAUGGGAAGGGACUUUUGGACUAGACACACUGUAUUAUGCAGAGUAUGCAAAUCGGGGUCCGGGUGCUGUAACCACAGAAAGGGUAAAAUGGAAAGGAUACCAUGUGAUUACGGACAGAAAUGAGGCUCUUCAAUUCACUCCGGGUAAUUUUCUAACAGGAGACCAAUGGUUGAAAGACGCGGGUAUACCUUACUUCCUGGGUUUAAAAAACUAG